Messenger RNA from Frieseomelitta varia, 1932 nucleotides. RefSeq lists its product as uncharacterized. The transcript has 3 exons. The record is from RefSeq and is a predicted model, not a curated record. Lineage: Eukaryota; Metazoa; Arthropoda; Insecta; Hymenoptera; Apidae. Bases 352 to 600 code for a protein of 82 amino acids.
UUUCUAUCUUUGAUUCAUCAUUCAUCGCAACUCUAAGCAGGUACACGCAAGCAUGUGAAAUAUGCCCCGUACGACUUUCACUUAAUACGCAGAAAGAACGAAGUGGGGACAGUGCGAAGAACGGUAACGGAUUUCAAAAUAAGGCAAGCAAAACGUGGAAUCGGAGAGACGGGAACAGAUCGAUUGUAAGAGCCAUAGCAUCGUUUUUCGCUUUAAAAAGUCUAUAUUAUAUUCCUUCCAAUGAAGAAAGACACAUUGGAAUAAAAACACUCGCAUAUCCAGUGUUACACUUUGUGACGAACUUUCUUCUUAUUUUACGCAUAUUGAACGUAUUACCUUGUAAUCGCCAAGAUGACAAGACACGCUUCCUGGACGACCAUAAUCUUUGCGACAAUAAUCGUCACUUGUCUACUUGGAUUAAUCGUCGAAACUGCGGCCACGAUAGCUCAACCAAAGGCACCUAAUUUUCAAUACUUUGAACGGCCUAAAUACCGCUAUCCAUACUACGAUGAAAAUGGCAGAGGAAAACUACUCUAUGGCUAUGGAGGACCAGAUCUAUAUCAAUAUAAAACUUACAGUGCCCUCGAAGGAAUUCAUUAAAAUAAAGAGCACUAAGUUACACUAUAAAAAUAAUUGAUAAUCAUUCAAUGAAUUAUGGUUAUUAUACGUAGGGUGAUCGUUUGUGAAAUGAUCAGAGUACAUACACGAUUCUGCUUCCGAUUACAAGAAAAUGAUUAUAUUUUAUGUUAUAUUGUCAUAAUAAUAACAUAAUACAACAUUCGACACUUUGUAUUAUACUUACAUCUUUUCUUGUUGUCAGAAACAUAUCGAGUUACGAAAAUUAAGGAACAUUACAAGAUCAUUUAUUCUUCCAAUUAUAACCAAUUAUAUUUUUAAAUGCAAUCGAUCGAUAUGCUUAAUUACGUUAUAAACACAUGUUUCUUCGUCACGAGUUAUGAUUUUUAUUAUUCGGUAACACGGUCUAUUUCUCGAAAUAGUUAACGAAAUAAAAAUGAGUGAAUCUAUUUGUCUUUAAAAGACAAAUUAUUUCGUUAGUCAGAUGAAUGAAAACUGUGUUAAAUAUUAGAAUAUUAUGAUUAAUCGAUGUAGAAAUUGCUACAAAUACAAUUGCGAACAGUAUCAUUAAAAUCGAUCGUCUACGAAAAAUUUGUGGAAUGUGCAUAGCAUUUCUAGAAUCUAUGACGUGUCCGAUAUAAUCACUGUGAAGACGAGAAGUGAAACGGCUAAAUUCUAAUGCCUAGAAAUCGGAUAUCGUACAUCAGAAAGUCAGAAAAAUUUGUAAAAACGCAGUCAUUUAAAAUCUUUAGUUAAAUGCGCUUAGUUAGACGCAAAAAUUGUUUGUUUCGUGACAAGUGCACAUACAAGUUUACAAAUGUGCAAGCAGAGUUGAGUAUAGCGAGAUAAUGUUGAUAAACGAAUGACUACUACCCGUACGAUGUGUAUUGGGUAUUUUAUUCCAAAUGAUCCUUGUCCGCCUUAUCUUCGGCAGACUGUAACUGUCAUACAAAAUCCAUUUCGGACUUAGUGUAAUGUCGUGUACCUGAUCGUAAUCUGUACAGCUGCCUCUCUAUUAAUUUCUUUAUCUCGCUAAUUAUGAAAACGCUUGAUGUGAUUCCGACGAGAACCAAGAUAUCUGUUAAAACAGGAACAAAUAUAUCCUUAUUUAAAAAUAUUAAAAGUAAAAAUGAAACAUUGUGAAAGCAUCGUUCAAACUACGCACCUACUGCUGAAAGAGCUUCAGUUUGGAAAACUCGUUGUAAUGGCGGAAAGUAGAUCACCAACAUCUGUCCUAUUACUGAUAAUGUUACGGCUACCAGGAACAUUUUAUUACUCAAAAAACCAAUAGUAAAUAUUGAUUUGGUCUGAAAUAUUUAUGUUUAAUUUGUAGAAAAUAUAUACUGUAAUACUUUA